Molecule: messenger RNA, 2501 nt
Organism: Amoebophrya sp. A25
Lineage: Eukaryota; Dinophyceae; Syndiniales; Amoebophryaceae
Source: the annotation of a GenBank genome assembly
UUCCGUUGAUGUUGAAAAAUUGGUACCGAUAUAAUGAGUCCUGCAGCUUUUCUCACAGACCACCAUGUUGGUUCUUACUCAGUGUUGUCCUAACCUAGCGGGGGGAAGUUACUAGAAAGUACUUGCUGCAUUGGGCGAAUGAAUUACUUUUACUAGAAAGUACUCGCUGCAUUUGCAAAUUCAAAAUCAUGCAACGAUAAGAAGAUGAAAACAAAGAGAGAACACCAGAGAGACGAGCUGCUCCACUAGGAGUAGAGAAAAACUGCCAAAAGUGAGAGGAAUAUGUAAAGGAAAGAAAGCAUUAUCUUCCACCAAUGAAAAACAAAAUAAUGAAGCUUGGUUCAAAGAGAAGACGAACGACGCUUAAGACACCUAAGGAUAGGACCGCUUGCUAUAAUAUAAUCGAACAAUUUUUAAUUAGUCUGAUCUUGGUCCUCCUCCAAAAAAUGCAUUCCUCGGGGUCCUCGACCGCAUCAUCUAUGAUGCGGGGAAGCUCUCGUUCUUUCGUAUGUAGAACGAGGCACUUCUCAUCCGCCGGAGGAGCUUCGUACCAGUCUCCGCAGAAGGUCGGAUUCAUAGGCCUCGGCAACAUGGGACUACCCAUGUGCACAAACCUAGCGAAAGGGCUUGGAGCGACGGAGGUUUUGGUACACGACAAGUUUCCGGAAAGAAUAGCAUUGGCAACAGGAGAGGGAACUUCUUUUAUGAUACCUAGACCUUGACGUUCUGAAGAAGAUGAAGAUGAAGACUAUUCAGAAAAGACAAAAAAUUGAUGGAAGAGCAUCUUCAUCUUCUUGUAGUUCGGUUAUUGUAGUUUGUUCUAGACCUGUUGUAAGAACAAGUAUACUACUAGGUUCCACUUUAAUAGCUCUUUACGCGGGAACGUGAAAGCUGCAGCAAGUAUAGCUCAGAUGGCUGCUGAAUGCGAUGUGGUUUUCACGAUGCUCUUUAACACAGAAACAACGGAGGAAGUUUACCGUGGAAAACAAGGACUCUUUCAAAAUGCGCGGUAGCUAGUACUAGUUGCGUUUCUAAUUCUACUUACUCCUACUUCCUUUAGGAGCUCUCUACUCUUCAUUUGUUCUAUUCUAUGUCGUUCUACAUCUUGUUCUACUAGAUCUUGCUUGUUUUCUAUAUCUUGUUUGCUCCAUUUCUAUUUCUUGUGGUUGUUCUAUAGUACUUGUAGCUUGACAGGUCCUCAACGAUGUUUAUCGACUCAACAACGAUAGCUCCGCCAUUUGCGAAAGCACUUGGCCAGGAGGGUGGGAAACUCGGGUUUCACAUGCUGGACGCGCCUGUUUCAGGCGGAGUUGCGGGCGCAGCGGCAGGAACUCUAGCGUUCAUGUGUGGCGCAAGCAGCCAGGAGGCGUUCGAGUCAGCAGGCAAACCGUUCCUGGAAAAAAUGGGUAAGAACAUCUUUUACUGUGGGGCGAGUGGAACAGGAUCAAUCGCAAAAGUGUGCAACAAUAUGGCGCUCAGUGUCCAGAUGAUUUCCAUCGCGGAAGCCAUCUCGAUGGGGGUGAAAUUAGGUACCUUAAUAUUUUAUUUAUACCAGCAUGUUGGAGCACCACUUAUUAAUAAUAUUUCUCAUUCAUGUUGGAGCAUCAAUCCACCAAGAUUGAUUAAUCCACUAUCGUCUAGAAAAACUGCAUUACCAUGGAGCAUCAUGUCUCUGCAGGUGCUAACCUUAACUAAGUAGCUGAACUAACUAGCUGAGCGUCAACAAGCAUAAUUCUCAAAGGUCGCGCAGAAGUCUAGAUACGUUGUUUGCCAUCUCUACAAGUAAAUAUACCCAGGUAUGGACCCAACGCUUUUAUCCAACGUGAUGAACAAGAGCAGUGCACGGUGUUGGGCAGGCGACGUCGGGAACCCGUGCCCUGGUGUACUCCCAGAUGCACCAAGUUUUAAGGCUCCUACUCGCUACAAGAACUAGAAAUAGAGAGUUGUAAAAUAAUGAUCAAACUACGAGUACUAUACCUAGAUACCGUUCGUUGAAGUUGAAGUUGAACAGCUGCGCCCUCUUCUAAUCCUUCUCGCGACUAUGAACGUGGCUUCAAGAUGUCCUUGAUGUUAAAAGAUUUGAAGCUGGCGAUAGAAAACGCAGACAAAGUGAACGCAGACGUGGAGUUGGCGAAACACGGGUUACAGUAUUACAAGGAACUAGCAGAGAACGGCUUCUCCGAGAAGGACUUCGGAUUCGUGUAUCAAUACGUACAUAAGAAUAAGAAAAUGUAGUUGUAACACCAGGAGUACUCGUUGUACUUGAUGAAGUUCUGGAGCAAAUACUGAGAAAAAAUACUAGUGAGCCUGUGGUUCUGGUUCUGAAUUCCAACCGUGAGGUGUGAUUAGACGACCGCGAGCUUGAUGUGCCUCUAUUUGCGCUCCUCGCAACGUUGGAGACGACUAUCCGGUACUUUUCAAUGAUAACAGAAUUUUCCUUGUGCUGUAUCAGAGUUCCAAAAAAAUAUUUUAAAAAUAUAUCCCGAAAUAUGCAUUUCAUU